UCUCUAAAAGCCUUUCCCUCGAUAGAAUUGACAUACAGUCAAACUUGUCCAUAGCGGCCACUAGAGGGAGUCUGCAAAAGUGGCCGCUAUAGACAGGUGGCCUCUAUAGACAGGUUGGCAUCCAGUUUGAAUGUUGAUCAGUAGAGGAAAAAGAAAAAAAGAAAAAAAAGGGUGGGGGAAAAAAAUAAUGUUGACCAGUAGAGGGCACUGCGGACUGCGGAUAAAAGUUGUACAGCACUACUAGACUUGUUAUUAUCAUGGUUCAUGGUUUUAAUUCAUCCUGAACAUGCAUAUGAGUCAAACAGUAGCACAUCACAUAGUACAAUUCACAAUUUUGCAUGUCCAAAAAGGAGUAGGAAGAAGCAAAGCUUAUUUAAUCCUACCCCUCAUCAGUUUCACAUCAGUUGCAAUACAUUUAUUCACCUCUUGUUCUUCCAAGUGUACUUUGUAAGUCUACAUGACAAUGUAGUGCAAUCAUAGCCAAGGUUUUUACUUACUAAAAGGAAGCUAGAGGCUUAAUAAUAACUGAUAGAAUAUAUCCACCACCCACAGAACAAAGCUGUGCUCGUAAUGUCUUACGCUUGUUUUUAAUAUUUUACUUUUUAUACGGCAGAGUGUCAUUACAGCUUUAGUUCAUCAGGAAGUGACGGGAAGUGACGGUGGGUGUCCCGAGCAGGAGAGCUAGGUCAAAAGAAGACGGCUUUUUUAUGUGGAACAACUGACAGUUUGUGUGGAUCUUGUGAAUGAUUGUGACUGAGCUAGGACUCAGUAAUUAAAGUCUACACACGACGGCUUCAUUGAUUGAAAAACAAAACUUUUUCGUGCAUGAAGCUUCUACUUGAGUCGGUAAUUUGGCCGCUAUAUGCGGUCAGAUAUUGACCAAGGGAGACAAAAUGGGUGGCCGCUGGCCGCGUUGGACAGGUGACUGCUAUACACAGGGUCUAUAACAUGUAAAUUUGCUGCGGGGGAUUUUUCAGUGGCUGCUAUAGGCAGGUGGCCGUUCUAUACAGAUGGCCGCUAAGACAGGUUUGACUGUUUUUCAUAAAAAUAUGUGAUUUUUUUAAAAGUUGUAAAAAAAAAGUUGUAAUUUUUUUUUUUUAAAUGCGGUAAUUGCAGAAAAGAUGAUAUUAUUAUGCGAUCAAGUAACUAACUCCACUUCAUGAUCAGCACUUUUUCUCCUAGCUUCCAAUUGGCUGAAACCGUAUGAGAACAUCACCUGUUGCUUAGGAAGCACAUUACGGCAUCUUCACUUUUUUACAGCGUCUAAAAUUAGCUGCAUGUGUGCGGAUCGUCUUAUGCGUUUGAUCCCGCCGUGCUUUUUGCCGCCACCCCCGCUCUUGUUUUCGAGGCCGCCGGUUGGUCAUCGAUCGCAGCGUUGGCUUCCUGGCGCGCGGGGAAGAAGAAGAAGAAGAAGAAGUGGAGGAGCGCUUGCUCGGGAAGCGCUAUUGAUUGCGCUUAAAGUGACAAGAUUGAGAAGGCCCACUCUGACACGUUAUCCCCAUCGCCGCCAACACAACAGAGUGCGGGGGCCCCUGGGAGCGGCACAGCGGAUUGAUUUUUGCCGUCACGAGCCGCCCGACAAACUCGGCCCAUCAAUCACGGCGGCGGUGGCGACGCUGCUGGAAAAUGAGUCGGCCGUUCCUCACCGCGAGGACUGACAGUCCAUUUGAUGUGGGGGGACAAACAAAUGCAAGCGCUAAUCCUAAUCCCAUGUGUCAACAUGCUAUAUGGAGUCACAUGACCAUCCAUCAGGUGGAACUGCUUGUUGCCAAAAUCAGGCUGUCAUCCAGAUAGCGUGACGCAGCAUCACGUGACCUCAACGGGAAGGGUCGCGCCUCGGAGUGUCAACUUUGAUCUUCCCAAGGGGCGGGGUUUAAAACGGAAGAAGGGAUUCUUUCACAUUAAAGCGUCACCACACAGCCUGGAAACUAUGAAGCCCACACCGUAGUUUGAGGAAGCGGUGGUCACCGUGGAGCUGCAAGCGUGAGCAAACAUUGAUGAGAACUGGAGAAAGAAAAGGGUAUUUCGAUUGAUUCCACGUGAGUAGGAGGCGUCACCCCCCCCCAGGAGCAGAUGCCAUGGACGCAUUUAACUUCACUUACUGGAACGCCUCGGAAGGCAACGACACCGACGCGGCGGAGGAGAGUGAGAGCGCCUACAAGACGGUGGAGGUGGUGUUCAUCGUGUUGGUGGCCGGCUCCCUCAGUCUGGUCACUGUGAUCGGAAACAUCCUGGUCAUGCUGUCCAUCAAAGUCAACAGGAACUUGCAGACUGUCAACAACUAUUUCCUCUUCAGCCUGGCGUGCGCUGACCUAAUCAUUGGACUGUGCUCCAUGAACUUGUACACGGUCUACAUCGUCAUCGGGUACUGGCCUCUGGGUCCGGUGGUUUGUGACUUGUGGCUGGCACUGGACUACGUGGUCAGCAACGCGUCCGUCAUGAAUCUUCUCAUCAUAAGCUUUGACAGAUACUUCUGCGUCACCAAGCCCCUCAGCUACCCCGUCAAAAGGACCACCAAGAUGGCGGGGAUGAUGAUCGCCGCCGCCUGGGUGCUGUCUUUCAUCCUGUGGGCGCCCGCCAUCCUUUUCUGGCAGUUCAUCGUGGGUGGGCGGACAGUGCCUGAGAAGGAGUGCUACAUUCAGUUCUUCUCCAACGCCGCUGUCACCUUUGGCACGGCCAUCGCCGCUUUUUACUUGCCCGUUAUCAUCAUGAUUCAGCUCUACUGGCAGAUCUCCAGGGCGAGCAAGAGCCGCGUAAAGAAGGAGAACCGAAAGCCAUCAGGAGGCAACGCCGAGCCUCUGUCGCCCGUCCAGCGGAGGAACAACAAACCCAACAAUAACAACAUACCCGGCGAGAACGUAGGUUGCUCCCAGAGCCAGAAUGUGGACGAUAGCACAAACCAACAUGACGGGAGGAUGCAGAACGGCAAAGCGCCUUCAACCACAAAUGAGGGAGAAACCGAGGGUGACGACGUGGCGAGGGACGUCUGUGGUCCCGGAGAAGAGAAGGAGAGCUCCAAUGACUCCACCUCAGGCAGCGUGGCGGCGUCCAACAUGAAAGAAGAGGAGGCGGUGCCCUCAGCGGCCAACUCCAGUGCAGACACCAACCAGUCUCUGCCACGCCAGCGGGCCAAGGCAGGUGGCUCCAAACUGACCUGCAUCAAAAUCAAGGCUAAAUCCCCCAAAGGUGACUGCUACACGCCCUCCAACGCUACUGUGGAAAUAGUGCCCGCCUCUGACCGGCAGAACCACGUGGCCCGCAAGAUCGUCAAGAUGACCAAGCAGCCGCCCAACAAAAAGAAGAAAGUGGCGCCAUCACGGGAGAAGAAAGUGACGCGCACCAUCAUGGCCAUCCUGGUGGCGUUCGUGGCCACAUGGACGCCUUACAACGUGAUGGUGCUCAUUAACACCUUCUGCUCCAGUUGUGUCCCCAGCACGGUGUGGACGCUGGGGUACUGGCUGUGCUACAUCAACAGCACCAUCAACCCCGCCUGCUACGCUCUGUGCAACGUCACCUUCAAAAAGACCUUCAAGCACCUCCUGCUCUGCCAGUACAAGAACAUUCGGUCAGCCAGAUAGAGAUGUUGGCAUGAGGAGAGUGCCAUGUGUGCAUGUUUGUGUGAAUGACCAUUCCAUCAUUUACAUUUUGGACCACUUUACAGAAAUUAGCUGUGUUGUGCAGGAAGGGACUCCUAAAAGAGGAACCGCAACAUUUUGACAACUUCACACUGGGACAAUAGGGCUGCCUGAAUUUACAUACUUUUUGAACAGGUAUUAAGUUCAGUGACAAUAUUUGUCGCUAAGUGUACAAAGUAGAUCACCGUUUGUGUUCACACUUCAUCACAGCACAUCCCUGACUGACAUUGAAACUGGAUUGAACGCCUUUUCAUCCUCGUUAGGUAAAUUGCAGUGGCUGCAAUGUGCAACCUCGCCACCAGAGGCCACUAAAUCCUCUGCACUUGUAAAUCUAAAAGGUCCCGCAUUAUAAAAAAGUCACAUCGUGACAGAGAAAAACCUCCUUCCUCAUGGACAUGAUACCGCCUCUGAUCCGCCCGUAGCUAGAUCAGUCUGCCCAGUGUAUAAACCUCACUUCCUGAAACAUUAAGAGUCUGCCGAGUUGUCAGGUCGGGCUUUUCGCUCGACGACUAGCGCUCUCAACUCUCAAUCUGCGGACCUUGGUUCGAGCCCAGGGCAAACGCUGGGCUGGUUGAACCAGGUGGGUUACAUUGAUGCACUGACCCUGAUGAAAGUGUGGUUUGGGGGGUGACGAGUGCCAACCAGUGUGGAUAUACGUUGGUAAACCUCACUCCGUGCAAGCUUAAGAGUGGCGCUGGAUGUCGAGUUGACAGUCCGGAUUGCUAGCGCUUUGGAAUCUCUCAUUCUGCGGGCUUUGUUUCAAGCCCAGGGCAAAAUAAGGCACUGGUUGAACCCAGAGGGUUACAAAUGUAAAACAGCAGGCUUCACUACAUGUCUUACAACAAAGCCAUCAGUCAGACAUGGAAGCUGUAUGUUUGAUCAUUUAGUUUUUUGAGUAAAUAGGAUAACCUAGCAUCAUCUUGCUGUCAUGGCGAUCAUGUUAGCACUGUAGCUCACACAGCUAUGCUAGCGUUGGUAACGUUUGUGUCCUCCUGUCCCACUCCAUGCUCCAUUGUUCUAUGUCAUAUAGGGCCUCUAUUACGUUGGACAAGUGCAGUUACGGUGUGUAUGUAAAAAGUGGAUAAAGUACACAAUAGCGCUUCUUGGAGGCACAUGCUGUCGAAAACACAGCUCAUUAGCAUUAAAGCUACACAAACACAAAACGCUGUGUUCCCAGUCAGGCUCAUAGAAAUACAGCAUACUACAAUAUGGGACCUUUAAUGUUCGACUUCAUGAUUCUGGGCUUCACUUCUACAUGUCUUUUUUUCUAAAUGUGAUUAAAAUUUUAGGAGCAUGCGCUAGAAAGUUGCAAGCUGGUACUCAAAAGAUGUGCAUAGGCGAUUGUUCAGCCCAACUUUGUUUUGUUGACAGAAUCUCGAUAUUUGCUAACACAGGCUAAUAACAUAUUUAUGUGUACUGUCAAAUAAGGAACUAUCAAGCAGAUAUAGUCGGAGCUCAGAGCUUAUUAGCGUGUUUGUGUGAGCGUGCAGUGGAUCAAUAGCGCCUCUAUGUGUGCGUGCGUGUGUGUUGAUGCGUGGUUGCGCACUCCAAGUUUGGAGUUAACUGUGGAUCACAGCUUGAUGAGCUGGUGAUUUUUCUAAACAAAAAGGGCUACUAGCAUCAUGUAUUUAGCUAGUUUAUCCAUUCGGAACAUCUUGAGUCCGACAUACCCCGUUACCGGGGCCAGCGAGGCUCUGGCUAUAUAGCGAUGUCAAUAAUAAUCUAUAGUCAUCAUCACUGUACCCAUGAUGUACAUCUAUGUAACGUAGUCCAUAAAGUCAGAAGAUUUCCACGUUAGCCACUCCGACUGCUAAAUUUCACUGGACAUGAAGGCAGAAUUGUUCAAAAAUGAGCAUUUAUGAUUAUGAGUCUUGUCUUACCUUUGCCGUUUUCUCUUUGUGGCUUGGUUUCAUACCAACAAAGUGCCGUUUUUUCUGUUAGUCCAUUGUUUGGGGUUACACUGACAUUGACACAUAAUGUGGUAACUAGGGAUGUCCCAAUCCACAUUUGUUCCGUUUUUAUUUUCCGUCUUGCUGAUCCAAUGCGAUCCUUUUUAUUUGUCAAUAAUAAGCUUUUGUUACAAACAUGAAUAUGUGGAGUUGAAUAUGGUUAUGAAACCAGCUCUUCAAGGCAUUAAAAAUAAUGCAACCAAAGUGUGACUGAGUGUGUAGGGUCCCUAAUCCAAUAAAAGUCCACCCAAUAAAAGAUUAAAUUGGAAAAAAUGGGUGUGCAAGAUACUUUUAGGGUAAUACUAAUCAUUUGACAUGGUUAUAGAUGCAUUUGUGGUGUGAUUUAGAAUAUAUGCCUUUUUUUAUUAACAAACUCUCUUCAACACAAUAGUAAUUUAUUGACGGUCUCUAGUAUGAACAACCAGCAGUUAGAGCGGCUCGGCUGAGCACCAUAACUCAGCAGUCCGGGCACAGUUAGGGUGAACUACCGCUGUAGCUACGGAGCCCGAUAUCCAUCGUGAAUCUACCUUCAGCACGGUACACCUUGGACAUGUCUGCAUGGUGGUGUUGCCUUUUCUUCUUCUUGCUGGUGGCGGGAAACAAAACAAAACAUGUUUGUGGUCACAUAUAUCAAUCCAUCCAAAUCUGCCACGAUGACAUGAACAACUUCAUUUGGAUUUUUGGAUUUCAAGAAACCCGGUGCGGUGUCGGGCUCAAGAGGUUAACUAUUACCCAUACACAUCACUUUGUCUACGGACCUUCACAACAUAAACGUCAUUUCUUUCAUGCUGUCUUGGCCAGGGGAGUCCGAAGUGCGGCCUGGGGGCCUUUUCUGUUUAGUUUUUUUUUGGCCCGCGUAGAAAUGAAAUUGAAACAAAAAUGCCUGCAGAAAUAGUAGAGAUGCACGAUAUCUCUACCGAUAUGGUACCGAUAACCGAUCUUCUUUUAUAUUUACUUUUUUAUUUACUGGACUGGAACAAGAUGAUGACAUCACUACUACCAGGAGAACCAGAGUAUAGAGGGGGAGGAUCCACCUGCUGUGGCCCACCAAGGUGCACUGUAUUCGGGCACACGCCACGGAGGUCUAUGGCAAACCUUUUGCUGAUAAGGUUUUUUGUGUGCUGGAUUGGGGUGGGGGGUUUCAUCGCAGAGCAUUUGGUACAACUAGCGCAUGAAAUGUCUUCCUCGGAGGGUGAAUGUUUGUUUACGAGUGAGCUCAGGGGAAAUUAUGACAGGCCGUUAACGUCACAGGCAGGGGAAGAAAGGAGCGCUUGAUCUGCUCGCCCGCACAGUACGAGUAAUCUCGUCUUGUGGUUUUUUAAUUAUUGGUUAUAUAUUUUUAAUGUUAUCGGAUUUAUCGGUAUGAUGUCCGAUUGGCCGGAUAAUCAUUGGUCCGAUAAUUAUCAUGCACCCCUAAAAAAUAUAUAUUUAAAUAUAGAUCAAUAUCAAGGUGUAUUCUUUGAUUUUUUUUUCCUUGGUGUAAAAAGUAGGGCCACUCCUGCCUUAUGACGUCCAUUAGUGAGCUCCACAUGCUCCAUUAGCAUCCUUCACGCUGUACAUGAAUGAAACAUUGGAUCAUUACAUGCUCAGCUAGAGCGCACACAUGCUCAGCACCAGAAGUAAACGUACCUUUUCAUCCAUUUGGAGACAACAAUCCACAUUAUUCCGCUGACCAGGAGGCAAAAUUAGCCUUUUAUUGCGCUUGAUUGCCUUCUUUGAGUCGCCUUGAUGGCUGGAACGUGAGCUAGCAGGGCAAUCUGAGCCAAGCAGCUCAGGAAGUUAGCAUUUCUUUUGUGGUAAUAUGCUCUUCAGUGGACAGAUCAUAGAUCAACCCUGUCCAAGCAGGACUUACAAGUAGAGUUGUGUCUCAUGAGUCCUUUGUAGCCAAAGAGCUGCCUAGAAUUUGUAAUUGCGAGCUAGCAGCAACAGUAUGGAGGUCCAGAGGUCUUCACUGGAGUAGACCUCUCAGGUGCCCGAUGGAAAGUGAUAACACGUGUUUAGCUAGGUAUGCUCAGUGUACCUUUAGCAUUUGUUUUGUACGAAUAUGUUUGUGUCUCAUGAGUCUCAUGAGUCCUACAAUUUGUCAUUGUUAGCUAGCAGCAACUGUAUGGACGUACAGAGGUCCUCGUUGUAGUAGGCUGCUCAGGUGCCUGAUGAAAAGUGCUGAGACGUGUUUAGCUAGGUGUACCUCUGUUACCUGGACCCUUUUGGGGCAAACACACACAUAACUUGACCUUUAAAAUCAACAGUGUUCUUUAUCUGAUACAAAGACAAAUAAUUCCUGAGAACUGAGGAGGAUUUUUGGUUAGUUUGUGUGAAAAAAAAAACCCUGAAAAAAGCAGCAUAGCCAUACUUUACUUGGCCAUUGAGGCAAUAGGCAGCCUUGAAAAUCAAUAGGGUGCUUGCUUUGACAGAGACAAGCAAUUUAUAAGAAUAGAGGACAAUUUUGUCCUACUUUUGUCUGUCCCACUUGGACACGCUUGGCUCACACAUCCUUUAAAAUCAACAGGAUGCUUGUCUUGACAGACAACUCCCAAUUUCAAAGCGUUUGAGGACAACUUGUGAGGAAAUAAAAGUGACAAGGAUCACAUCCUGAUUUGAACUUUGGCUUCCGUCGCAGACCUGAGCUCUCUGGUUCUGGGUCAAACAUCAUUUAAAAUCAAUAGAAUUCUUCAUUUCGUACGUAGACAAAUAACUCCUGACAAUUUAGGUGCAGAGCGGGGAGGGGAUAUUACUUGCCUUUGUCACUUUUACCCCAUUGUUUUAGGAUCAUCCAACCUGCUUUAAAAUCAAUAGGAUGCUUGCUUUGGCAUUCAAUUAAAAUGUAAAAUAAUAAUCAUGACAAAUCCUGACAAUUAAGGAAAAACUGUGGAAAUUUGGUGGAAUUACUUUGACUUCCAAUAUUACUGUUGAAAUAAUCAAUAAACAAAUAAAAUACAUGAAAAGAUACACUCCGGAUCCCAAUGUUAACAGCAGUCGAAAAAUGUCAAGAAUGUGCAUUUUGCUCUGGUGGAUCUUAAGGAGGUUCUAAGCGGAGCUUGAAAAAGCAAGAAGAAAAAUGGGAGUGAGAGAAACAAGAAGCGUUCAAGUGAAAUAGGCUGUUCAUCACAAGUUUACGAGCACAGCCUUAAAAAGGCAAAAUGUUGCUAACAAUGUGGACGGAAUGUGACGUAGUGUCAGGUGUUCACGCUGUCAUCAUCUCUUGAUGGCAAAGGCAAAAAACGCGGUGGGAUUGUUGAGCUGCAUAAGCAAGGCCUCUCUCUCUCUCGCAGCGCACCAUUGCUGCCGAGGUUGGACGCAGUAAGAUGGUCACUUCAAACUUCUGAAGAACAUCCUGAGGCUCAUGGAACAAAAAGGUCAAGUGGUAGACCCAAAAAACCCAUUGGCUGUCCGUCAAGACACGGGACCGUCCUCGGACCAAAUGAAGGUUGUUACUGGCGCCGGGUGCGGCCCGAUGACCAUCUUCAAAGGCCUGGCCUCCUUCGAGGUUUGGAAUUAGCAGGAGAGCACCAAACAUGGACAUUGAAAGGUGGAAGAAAGUUUGAUUCUCCCUUGAAGCUGAAGCAUGACAAGGAGAUCCCACCUGAGAUGUUUUCCACCAUCAUGAUCCUUCAAUGGAACAAUGGAGCUUCACGUUGUGCGGGGGCGUCCAACGGCAGCCGGCUAUGUGGAGAUGUUGCAUGACUGGAGGCCCUCGUCUGUGUGGUAAUGACUGGCUUUUUCAACACUUGACAAAGGACUUCUUCCAGAGGAAUAAGUUCACUCUUUUGGACCAUCCUGUGUGUUCCCCUCAUCUAGAUCCAGCGGAGAACAUUUGGGGAUGGAUUUACACCAAUGGACAUGAGGUCCAGACAGUGAAGCCAUCUUCAGCACCUGGAGCAACAUUCCCACCAGCCUCCUGGAAACCCUGGCAUCAAGCACACCCAAAGCCAUUUUUCACCUCAUUAACUAAAACUGUGCAGCGACUGCAACAUUUUAUUUUCUAUUUCAGGUUUUUUUUAGCUGAGGUCUUAAACUUCUGAUGAUUUCUUCUUUUUGCAUUUUCAAUCUCGAGUUAGACGCUCCUUAAUCUCCAGAAUGCACAUUCUUGCAAUUUCUCAACUGGUCUUAACAUUUUGACCGGGAGCGGGGCCGGCUCUACACUCCGGCAAUGGGGGGGCAACACCCCCCUAAAUAAAUGACUUACCAUCUGUCACCUCUCAUCCAUCUCUCAUCUCAGUGGUGAUGCCGCUCCGCUGCUUUGAAACCUGACACCACAGGGCUGCGUUCUUGGUCGUUUGCAUGCUAACAGUGAUUGAAUGUUUACUGAGAGGAGGGGAGCGGAGGGGGGCCGAUCUGGGAUGUCAAGACACUUUGAGGAAACAGAUGAAGCCUCCGUUAGACAACUAAUAAUUAACAAUAACUGAAAACAAAGGUUAACAUAACGCCUUUGUAAUAUAUUUGUUCAGUGGACUGGGGGCCAUGGUUCGUGAUAAAUUGCUGUUUUUCCCCAGUGGGACCUUUUAUCAGCCACACGUGCACACUGGGGAGACUGCAUGGAACAGACUGCCAGGAGUCUUCAGGUGGGACCCGAUCGGGAGUGUACGUAAAACUAAUGGAGGAUAGAACAUUUGUGACGGCUCAUGUGCUGAUUUGACCUUUCACCUGGGCCAUGUGGUUCUUAAAGCGAGUAGGCUUUCUAUGAGAGCUAGCUAGCCAGCCACCAAGCUGCGUUUGCAUUGGAACCCAAGAAGGGAGAUGCACCAAACGCAUCGAGCGUGGAUACCGUCAUCGUUGUCAGCUGCGGUGCGGGUACUGAGAAAGAAAGGUAUGCCAAGGUGGGCAAUAAGAGACAAGCGGGCGACAUGUGUGCUUUGCAGACGUCCAACCAUCCCACAUCAAAUCUUUUGUUGUCAUGCGAUCAUCAUCGUGCCGUCAGAGCCAAUCGGGCUCCUCUUCACACGGCUUAAGUCAAAGGGCUCGCCUCCUUCCUCGGGAGGCACAUGAAGGACACAUAGGACGUAGGAGAGGAGGUGACAAGGUGUCCAAAAUAGCAAGACUAUAUCGGCGGAUUGUACGGAGCAGUUUUUAAAGUGCCUUAGCGGGAAUGGCAAAUUGCUCUUGUGUGUUUGUUUGGCUCUGAGCUCCUGCUACUGUGUCCUUUAACAGCCGCCAUCGUCAUCGUGUGUGUGUGUGUGUGUGUGUGUGUGUGUGUUCCCUAAAUGGCACAUCGGUGCACAAGAGAGCGAGCGUCUAACAACAAACAACCAAGCUUCCAAAGACUUGAUAAACUCGGUGGACUAUUUUCACCUUUUUUAAAAAGCGGCGUCUCUUUUUGUACAUAAACACUUCAGUCGUGGGUUUUGGUUUUUGUUUGUUUGUUUUUGUUUUUUUGCGUUUCUGUGGGCAUGGUUUGCAAAACACCGCCAACGCUGGACACUAGGGGGUGCACGAGUAGCCUGCCGCUCAUGUUUGCUGUUGUUUUCCUGUGACGUGUGGCUUGAUUGUUUGUAAAUAUUGAAAUAUAUAUAUGAAAUAAUCUACAUAAGUCUGUUGGAAAAUGUAUAUAAUAUGUGUGUUUAAUAGCUAAUAUCUAAAAUGCCUGCCCCACCCCUCGCCCUUCACCCCCCAAACUACCCUUUCUCCCCUGGACAGCGCCCCCUGCAGAGUAACAGUGCUAUUCAUUUCUCAUGUCAACGUUUAGUGCUUCAAUUGUGCCAUAUUCUUUCAGGAUGGAAAUCAUAAUAACAAUAGAAAUAAAACAUGUUUGAAAUGUC
Dunckerocampus dactyliophorus (ringed pipefish) is the source of this 11340-nucleotide messenger RNA. It is a transcript of the gene chrm2a, whose product is annotated as cholinergic receptor, muscarinic 2a. Gene Ontology annotation, biological process: adenylate cyclase-activating adrenergic receptor signaling pathway; regulation of heart contraction. The record is from RefSeq and is a predicted model, not a curated record. Bases 2079 to 3578 code for a protein of 499 amino acids. NCBI's taxonomy places the organism in Eukaryota, Metazoa, Chordata, Actinopteri, Syngnathiformes, Syngnathidae. Gene Ontology annotation, cellular component: plasma membrane. The transcript is spliced from 3 exons. Gene Ontology annotation, molecular function: G protein-coupled acetylcholine receptor activity.